Molecule: messenger RNA, 2238 nt
Organism: Callorhinus ursinus (northern fur seal)
Lineage: Eukaryota; Metazoa; Chordata; Mammalia; Carnivora; Otariidae
Biological process (GO): regulation of transcription by RNA polymerase II
Cellular component (GO): nucleus
Molecular function (GO): RNA polymerase II transcription regulatory region sequence-specific DNA binding; DNA-binding transcription factor activity, RNA polymerase II-specific
Source: RefSeq, a predicted model, not a curated record
CCCACCCCCCCCGCGUCCGACCCUCCGUCACUCCUUCGGACCCCACAUCGCAGCCAACGGUGUUCUUAGUGUCUUGGCAAAGUCUUAGAAUCAGCCUGGGACAAGGUGGCUCAGUCUGCAUAUUCCAGCUCCUUUGUACCCCCAGACCACCGCCUGGAGGCAGGAGCUGAGCCUCCAGCCCACGACGAAAGAAAAUGCGCGUGAGAGAGGUGUUCAGAGCCACCCAGCUUACUAGAGGCCGAGCCAGCACUAGCGCCCAGGGCUCCCGUCCGCCAGGCGGGGGCUUCCUCCCGUGCGCCUCAGGUCAUCGCUAAAACCCGUCCCUUCCCACCUUCCACCCCUUCAGACCCUCCCACGGAUUUCCUCUCCUCCAGGGGAAGGACUCUGAUAGGCGGUCAUGGAGAGAAAACCCAGAACAUACCUAAGACCAGCCUCGUGUGUGUUCAGGAGAGAGAUAGGUGUGGGGUCCCGUUGAUGCUUCCAGCCACAGUAAAUUUGCUCCUGAACCUUCGUGUUCCUGUUCCCUGGCAGAAUGAGGAAAGGAGGAAGAGGGCUCAGGAGAAGCCAUCAGAUCUUGUCCCAUAUUUGGUGUCUGCUUUUCCCGGCCCGUCAGGGAAGGACCAUGUGCCAGGGGUCACUGUCAUUCAGAGACGUGGCCGUGGGCUUCACCCGAAAGGAAUGGCAGCAGCUGGACCCCACACAGAGGACACUGUACCGGGACGUGAUGCUGGAGAACUACAGCCACCUGGUCUCAGUAGGGUGUCAAGUCACCAAACCAGCUGUGAUCUCCAGGUUGGAGCAAGGGCAAGAACCAUGGAUGGAGGAGGAAGAAAUCCUCAGAUGGAGCUUUCCAGAAGAAAUUUUGCAAGUUGGCCGUCCAGUAGGUAGACAACAGGAACACCAAGACAAACUUCUGAGGCACGUUACAUUCCUAGACAAGCAAGAACCAACCAAGAAAGGGCACCGUGAGGGUGACACAAUUGAAAAGACAGUCUGUCAGGACACAGACCUUGCUCCUUCAAAACAGCAGGUCCAUACAUGUGACUCGUGUGGAAUGAGUCUGCCGUGCAAAGUGGAUGUUAGUCCCAAUGCCUACCUUGCGAGACGGAGAUUUGAGUGUGACGGACAGGGGAACUUGUUUCUCUACUCCAAGCUCGAAACUCCCCCUUCCGGAGUGCGGCCUCGUGAGUGUGACCAGUGCAGGAAAGCCCUCCACCAGGACCAGGCCCUGAGUGCCCACCGGGGAGCUGGCGGCGCCGAGAGAGCCCACAGGUGCCCGCAGUGUGGGAAAGGCUUCUCCUGCGAAUCGGAACUCAGUGCACACCUGGGGGUGCACGGGGGCAAGCAGCCCUCUGCGUACGGGGCACAGGGGCUCAGCUGCAGGGUUAGCCGUGGAGGUCACCCCAGAGAGAAACCCAGGGGAGACGGCCGCGGCAGGACAACGCCAUCUCAGAAGACGAGCCUGUCGGUGCCUGCUGCAGCUCUUGCUGGAGGAAAGCCCUACAAGUGCUCCGAGUGCGAGAAGAUGUUCUCCCACAAGUCCCGCCUCAUCGAGCACCACCGGUCUCACACGGGGGAGAAGCCCUAUGGCUGCAAAGAGUGCGGGAAGUCUUUCUCGCGCAAGUCGUGCCUCAUCAUCCACCACCGCAUCCACACCGGGGAGAAGCCCUACGGCUGCGGCGAGUGUGGGAAGGCCUUCUUCCAGAAGUCGCACCUCAUCCUGCACCAGAGGACUCACACGGGCGAGAAGCCGUACAAGUGCAGCGAGUGUGGGAAAGCCUUCUCGCAGAACUCCUGCCUCAUUAUACACAAGCGAACUCACAUGGGCAAGAAGCCCUACGAGUGCUCCGAGUGUGGGAAGACCUUCUCCCAGAAGGCCAACCUCAUCCGCCACCACAGAAUCCACACCCGGGAGAAGCUGUACGGGUGAAAGAGCUGGGCUUCGGCCCGAGUCAUGGAACGUCCACGAAUGUCACACCUCUGGAUGUUGUGAGUGUGGAAAACCCUUCCGCAGGAAGUCCAGUGCCAUGGGUGUGCAAGGGAUGCAUACCGAGGUGAAAUUCGACCAGUCUGGAGAAUUAGGAGGAGCCUGUCUCUUAAAACCAUGACAGGAGGGUAAUGAUGCUCUAGAGUGAUAUAUUUUUAUAGGCUAUGCCUCAUUAUAAAGUCUAUCUAUCUGCAUUAACUGUGGCUAUGGAGCUUUGAAGUCUGUGAAUAAAUUAAAUCAUUAAGACAACA